Molecule: messenger RNA, 1278 nt
Organism: Fulmarus glacialis (Northern fulmar)
Lineage: Eukaryota; Metazoa; Chordata; Aves; Procellariiformes; Procellariidae
Gene: TRIM73
Product: tripartite motif containing 73
Exons: 6
Coding region: 1-1278 (425 amino acids)
Molecular function (GO): zinc ion binding; protein binding
Source: RefSeq, a predicted model, not a curated record
AUGGCUCGGAGGAUGAGCAUCGACGAGUUGGAGGACCAGCUCCUCUGUCCCAUCUGCUUGGAGGUCUUCAAGGAGCCCCUGAUGCUGCAGUGUGGGCAUUCGUACUGCAAGUCCUGCGUGGUGUCACUCUCCGGAGAGCUGGACGGGCAGUUCCUGUGCCCCGUGUGCCGCCAAACCGUGGACUGCAGCGCCUCGCCACCCAACGUCACGCUGGCCCGUGUCAUUGAGGCGCUGCAGAGCCGGGGUGAGGCAGAGCCCACCCCAGAGUCCUGCCCAACACACCACAACCCCCUCAGCCUCUUCUGCGAGGCCGACCAAGAGGUGAUCUGUGGGCUGUGCGGCACCAUCGGCAACCACCGCCAGCACAAGAUCACCCCCAUCUCUACCGCGUACUGCCGGAUGAAGGAGGAGCUGUCUGUGCUGCUGACCGAUGUCCACCAGUACAAGAGGAACCUGGAUGAACAGUUCAGCAAGCUCAUCAACAACAAAAGCCGCAUCGCAAACGAGGCAGAUGUCUUCAAGUGGGUGAUCCGGAAGGAGUUCCAGGAGCUGCACAGGUACAUCGACGAGGAGAAGGCCACCUUCCUGGAGAGCAUAGAGGGGAAGGCAGCCCAGCUCAUCACCUCCAUUGAGUCCCAGGUCAAGCAGACAUCAGACACCCUGCAGAGACUUAAGGAGAUGCAGAGCUCUCUGGAGGCACUCAGCAAUGAAAGCCAGCUUGAUUUCAUCCGGAAAUAUGGCUCCUCCCAGUUCAGGUCAGAGCUCCCCAGCCUGCACCCCAGCGAUGGCAUCUUUAUCCCCGUGUCCUUCAAGCCGUGUUUCCACCAAGACGACAUCAAGAUGACUGUGUGGAAGCGCCUGCACCGCCGCGUCCUGCCAGGGGGCAUCAUCAAGGGCAAAGUGAGCCGCAAAGGGAAGCUCAGCAAGUCUCCUGAGAACGGCGUGUGGCUUAUCGGCCUGAAGGAAGGGAAGAUCUACGAGGCCUUCAGCACCCCGCGGGCCACCCUGCCACUGACCGCCCGGCCCCAGCGCAUUGGCAUCUACCUGCACUAUGAGAAGGGCGAGCUGACCUUCUACAACGCUGACAACCCUGACGAGCUCAGCCCCAUCUACACCUUCCAGGCAGAGUUCCAGGGCCAGCUCUACCCCAUCGUGGACCUGUGCUGGCCGGAGCGAGGGCCCUACUCCCCUGCCAUCAUCCUGCCCGCACCCACCGCGAGCCGGCACUCCCAGGUGCCGUACAACCAUCCUGCCCCAGAGGAACCCACGAAGCCGUAG